AACAAAACAAUUGUUUAACAAAAAAYAAUAUUUAACUUAAAGAAAAAAUGAUUCAAAUACUUAUUUUAACUCUAACCAUAUCUUUGGCCACAGCCAGUCUAAGGGAAGACCAUCAGUUCAUACAAUGCGCUAAACAACGGGUUAACGCACUCAAGGGGUUGUCCGACGACCAACUGAUUGAACGGACUCAACAAAAUCUUGUCGAUGCCUCACAAUUAGUGGCCAAACGAGCCUCAGCUGCCAAAGCACAAGGAUUGGUAUGUUAUGAUACCUUCAACAAUGAUUACGGAAAGUCAGUUAUGGCUAUUAUGGGACCGACUGGUGAACAACAACUGUUGAGUAAUGCCCGAAACCAACGGGAAUGGUCGUCGGCAACUAAACAGAUCGCAACAAUGACUGAGUAUAUUAUGUGUGACGAGGCUUAUCGGGCCAAUCAUAUUAACGAUGCGGUUGAAUGUAAUGUGUUUGAAAAAAACGGUUUAGCACUGACCGAGUUUACAGUCAGUCUACCCAUCAUUGAAACAGUUAUGGGUGCCGGCGGUGYCCUAAUGAAAGGUUGUUCACCACCAAUGGCAUCGGUUAUUACACAGAUGAAGAAUCUCUACGGAAAGUUGUAUUCUGCUGGCAAACAGUGCUCCCAAAGCCAGGAUCUGCCGGUUGACCAACAGUGCCGUAAUCUGAAAAUGUUUAAUCUAGAGUUACGUCGAUUGGGUCAGUUGGGAGCAUUGGUGGCCGCAUCUAAAAUUCCGACACCUUUUUAA
Oppia nitens is the source of this 761-nucleotide messenger RNA. RefSeq lists its product as uncharacterized. The transcript is spliced from 3 exons. Lineage: Eukaryota; Metazoa; Arthropoda; Arachnida; Sarcoptiformes; Oppiidae. Bases 48 to 761 code for a protein of 237 amino acids. The record is from RefSeq and is a predicted model, not a curated record.